Messenger RNA from Aptenodytes forsteri (emperor penguin), 2223 nucleotides. Its product is annotated as zinc finger protein 271. Gene Ontology annotation, cellular component: nucleus. NCBI's taxonomy places the organism in Eukaryota, Metazoa, Chordata, Aves, Sphenisciformes, Spheniscidae. Gene Ontology annotation, biological process: regulation of transcription by RNA polymerase II. The transcript is spliced from 3 exons. Bases 1 to 2223 code for a protein of 740 amino acids. The record is from RefSeq and is a predicted model, not a curated record. Gene Ontology annotation, molecular function: RNA polymerase II cis-regulatory region sequence-specific DNA binding; DNA-binding transcription activator activity, RNA polymerase II-specific.
AUGGCACUGGAGCUCUUGGAGGUAGAGAAUUUUCUCAGCCACACUCAGGAGAAGUCAUACACUUGCAUGAUUUGUGGGGACAGUUUUAAGCAAAAGGGCAUCCUGGUGGCCCACCAGAAAUCCCAUAAGGAGGAGAUAGAGGUUGAAGGCUGUGAGAAGGAGGGCGAUGCUGACCGGGCUGGAGAGCUGCAUGACCAAGAAGCCAUCAGAGCAGGUGGGAAGGCCAAUGGGGAAGGCCAUAGCAAGCACAGCACACAGAGUGAUCCUGAGAGAAGGGAGAAGCCCCAUGCCUGCACCGAGUGCGGGAAGAGCUUCAAGAUGAAGGUGGACCUCACCAAGCACCUUCGGACUCACACAGGUGAGAGACCGUUCCCCUGCACCGACUGUGGCAAGAGGUUCAUAACCAAAUCACAACUCAAGGAGCACCAGAGGAUCCACACAGGCGAGCGGCCAUACAAGUGCCUGGACUGUGGGAAGAACUUCACCCAGAAAUCACAGCUCAUCGUGCACCGCCGGAUCCACACGGGUGAGAAGCCCUACCAAUGCAGAGGCUGCCAGAAGAGCUUCGUGGACAAGUCGCAGCUGGUGGCCCACCACCGGAUCCACACAGGUGACCGUCCCUUCAAGUGUGGGGUGUGCAGCCGUGGCUUCCGCCAGAAGAUCACCCUCAUCAAGCACCAGCGGGUCCACAGCACCAAGGGGGCCCAGCGGGACAGCACCAGGGCCAUCAUGGCCGAAUCCACUCCAGCAGGGGAGAAGAUCUUCCGCUGCGGCUCCUGCGGGAAGGAGUUCAAGAAGAAGUCAGUGCUGGUGACCCACCAGAGGAUUCACACUGGGGAGGAGCCCUACCCCUGCCCUGCAUGUGGGCGGUGCUUCCGGCAGAAGAUCCACCUCGCCCGGCAUCAGCGGAUCCAUGAGCGGCCCCACGCCUGUGGGCAGUGUGGGAAGACGUUCACCAAGAAGGGCAACCUGGCCAACCACCAGCGGGCUCAUGCCGAGGGCCGGGGUCACCACUGCGGGGCUUGCGGCAAGGGCUUCGCCAAGCGGGGGGAGCUGACCAAGCAUGAGCGGACCCACACCGGGGAGAAGCCCUAUGGGUGUGGGCAGUGCGGCAAACGCUUCGCCCAGCGCACCCAGCUGGUCACCCACCAGCGCGUCCACACCGGUGAGCGGCCCUACCCCUGCGAUGACUGUGGCAAGCGCUUUGGCGACAAGUCACGCCUCACUGUCCACCAGCGCAUCCACACCGGCGACCGGCCCUUCCGCUGCCCCACCUGUGGCAAGGGCUUCCGCCAGAAGAUCGCCUUGGUCAAGCACCACCGCGUCCAUGAGCGGCUCUCCGUUGGCGAGCGGCCCUUCUCCUGCAGCAAGUGUGGGAAGGGCUUUGCCCAGAAGGCCCAGCUGGCAGUCCACCACCGCAUCCACACCGGGGAGCGCCCUUUCCUCUGCGCCGACUGCCCCAAAGCCUUCAUCGACAAGUCCUGCCUCAUCGUCCACCGCCGCACCCACACUGGCGAGCGUCCCUUCCCCUGUGCUGCCUGCGGCCGAGCCUUCACCCAGAAGGUCGCCCUCACCACCCACCAGCGGGUCCACAUGCGGGAGCACCAGCCACCGCCAGCCCCAGUUCCCCUCAGACCCCAGGGUGAGGAGUGGCCCUUCACCUGUGUCGUCUGCGGGAGAGGUUUCCGCAAGGAGAUCGCCCUUAUCACCCACCGGCGGGUCCACACCAAGUAUGAGCCCAACCGCUGCAGCAAGUGUGAGCAGGUCUUCCCCAACAGGGCCCAGCUCUGGCUCCACCAGCCCUCCCAUGCUGAGGACCGGCCAUUCAAGUGUGCCACGUGCGGGAAGGACUUCAAGAGGAAAGAGAUCUUGAUUACCCACCAGCGGGUCCACACGGGAGAAGCGCCCUUCCAGUGCCCCCAGUGCAGCAAAAGCUUCUCACAGAAGGCCAACCUCAUGAAGCACCAGCUCACUCACACCCGCCGGGGCCCGUUUAUCUGCUCUGACUGUGGGCAAAGCUACACCACCAUCGGACAUUUCAAGAGGCACCAGAGGAGGAACCACCUCAAGAAGCAAUGUCUUCCUGGUGAGGGAGAGGAGCCCCCUGAGGACCUGGUGACCGGCCGUGUGCCACCGGAGCCAGUGGGUGGCCACAGCAGCCCCAUCAUCGUGGUGAAGACAGAGGCUGAUGCUGAUGACUAUGAGGUCCUACAGGUCCCAUGA